UUCUUCCUAUUCUAUCCCCCUUGGUUCUUUAUUUUCUUUAUUUCCGUACCCACUCUCCCCUCUCCCUUCCACCUGCCGAGACCUCUCUACGGCGGAGGAAGAUACGAUAUAUGAAGCCGCUCAAGAUAGAGGAGAUGGUGGCGAAGAAGCUGGCGCUGUGGCACACCACGACGUUCCGGCCCAUCAUCACCCACGACGAGCUGGAGCCCAUCAUGGCCUCCGCCGGCUUCGUCCCGCUCCCCGUGGCGGCGGCUCCUCCGUCGUCGCCCCAGGGGGCGCAGCAGACGCCGUUGGCGUGGAGGGAGUACGCGUCCCGGUCGGAGGCGGCGUGCCGAGGGAGAGAGAGAGGGAGAGGGAGGAGGAGUCUGGUGGCGCCGCCCCGGCCGCGGCUGCCGUACCCUCGGAUCGACGGCCUCCACCUGAUGGCGUAUAAGGCUUUCCUUCUGGCCCUCGAGUUCUACCUCGGCCCCACCUUCGUCCCCGACCUCUUCCACGUCAGGACGAUGUCGCUAACGAGAGUGCAUGACCGGGUGUUUGAGAAAGCUUAUCGCCCCAUGAAGGACUGCGAGAUGGAUGAGGAAGGAAUCGUCGUGUACCGGGAAGGAACGCUGGACUGCCAAACGAGGAUGGUUUGCAGUCAGUACAGCAGCGAUGAUGUCGACGACACCCGCAGCUGUACGGAUAACUCCAUAGAAAGGAAGAGAGAUUGUACCGAUGAUGUUGAUAAUGCUGCCGACUUAUCUUGUUUGGUUCCGCUGAAGGAUCUAUUCCCAAGUAGGGAUAAGAGCACAAGUUGACAUAUUUUUCCCUUCUUUUUUGCCGAUCUGAAUCCUCCUUGACAAUUUCAUGUGUUGGAUGUGUGUGUGUGGUAAUGGUGCAUUCAAGACAACGAAGCUGUUUGUCAUCUGCUCCAAAGAAUUAGAGCUCCAACUAAGUUGGGUCUAUGGAUUCAUUCUAUUCUUUUUCUCA
This is a messenger RNA of Musa acuminata subsp. malaccensis (wild Malaysian banana), 969 nucleotides long. RefSeq lists its product as uncharacterized. NCBI's taxonomy places the organism in Eukaryota, Viridiplantae, Streptophyta, Magnoliopsida, Zingiberales, Musaceae. The record is from RefSeq and is a predicted model, not a curated record.